AUGUUGUUGGCCUUGGAGAACCCAGGUGCAAUAACACCGACCGACGGACGCAUGGCAAGACCCCAAGAUACGGCUUUGGCCCAAUUCUAUGGCCUCCCUAAGGUGCACAAAGACGGCGCUCCUCUCCGACCCAUCGUGUCGCUCAAAGGGACUCCAACGUACGGACUGGCUAAGUGGCUGUUCCGGCGUCUCAAGUUCCUGACCGCUGAGUCAGACACCACGGUCUCUUCGUCAGCACAAUUCCUGGAGAAACUCAAAAGGGUAAGCAUCCAUCCAAAUGAGGUCAUGGAAUCUUUUGAUGUUACAUCCCUUUUUAAUUCAAUUCACCAGGACCUGGCGAUCGAGACAAUUGAGCUGCUACUACAAAACAAAAACGAUGAAACGGAGAAUCGUCUUGGACACGCCCAAGUCCUUCAGCUCCUGAAGUUCUGUCUCAGGACGUACUUCACGUUCGACGGGACAAUCUACGAACAGGUGAAGGGCACACCAAUGGGUUUGCCGAUUUCGGGAUUCAUCGCCGAGCCGGUCCUGCAACGGUUAGAGUCGCUGGCCUUCCAACUACACAGACCGAAAUUCUGGACCCGGUAUGUCGUCAUCGAACGAGAUCAGGUGUUGAAAUUCCAAGAACAUGUCAACGCCGUCUUCCCGGACAUUCAAUUUACGAUGGAGAAAGAAGAGAACAGCCAGCUGGCCUUCCUGGAUGUCCUCGUAUGCCGCAAAGAUUGUGGUGGACUAAAGACCAAAGUGUUCAGGAAAGCGACAAAUACGAUGCAAGUACUGAACUUCAACAGCAACCACCCAAUCAGUCACAAACGCAGUUGUGUAAGGACGCUCUAUCGGCGUGUCGAAACGCACUGCAGUGAGCCGGAAGACAAAAUUGCCGAACUACAAUACCUCCGAGGGGUCUUCAAAGCCAAUGGCUACCCGCGCAACUUCGUCGACCGGUGCAUACGCAAAAGGGACGAAAGGCCUAACCGCACGGACAUCAAAUGUUUACGGGCACUCCCGUAUGUCAAGAACGUUUCGGAAGCUGUCGGCCGCCUUCUCGCACCACUUGGGGUUGGAGUGGCACACAGACCGGCGGCAACCAUCAGGCGUCUGGUCAUGAAACCGAAAGACCCACUGCCACGGCUAGAAACGUCUGGAGUCGUUUAUCGGAUCUGGUGCAUUUGCGGACAAAGCAACUACGUCGGAGAAACCGGAAGACAGCUCCGAGCGAGAAUGGCCGAACACGCGGCAGCGGUUCGCAGAAAUGACGCCAGCUCUCAAGUUGCGGCUCAUUCGACGAGAUCCGGCCACACAUUCAAAUUCGAUGAGGCCGAAAUUCUCGCAAGAGGUGACAACUGCGUGAGCAGGGAGCUACUGGAAUCAUGGUUUACUGGCUCCCAGUCCAUCAACAAGUGCAACGAUCUUCCCACUCCAUACGCCGUGCUGAAACUUCGCCUAGGCGGAGUAACAAGCCAUGCGGGGAGCGCAGAGGUGAACACUUUUCCCAACACCGGGAUCGGUGCGUCAGAUGGUCGAGAAAUCGUCACACCAACAUCCAAGGCACGUGAUGAAAUUGCAGCAAUUAUCGACUCGAAUGUCGGCCAUCAAGCAGUGAUCACACCAAGUGCGACGAUCCCGGAUGUAGGGGGGAGCCGUGAAUGUUCAUAG
Spirometra erinaceieuropaei is the source of this 1656-nucleotide messenger RNA. The record is from the annotation of a GenBank genome assembly. Lineage: Eukaryota; Metazoa; Platyhelminthes; Cestoda; Diphyllobothriidea; Diphyllobothriidae.